Messenger RNA from Caenorhabditis briggsae, 1341 nucleotides. RefSeq names its product Protein CBR-INX-5 (gene Cbr-inx-5). The record is from RefSeq and is a predicted model, not a curated record. Bases 1 to 1341 code for a protein of 446 amino acids. Gene Ontology annotation, cellular component: plasma membrane; gap junction. The transcript has 6 exons. Gene Ontology annotation, molecular function: gap junction channel activity. Lineage: Eukaryota; Metazoa; Nematoda; Chromadorea; Rhabditida; Rhabditidae.
AUGAUUGGGGUUCUUCUUCCGUAUGUGCGAAAAUUCCAACGCUCCGCCGAAUCCAAUGACAUUGUCGACCGCUUUUCCUACCAGUACACUUCGACCCUCUUGGGAUUCUCCGCUAUCAUGAUGGCUGCUUCUCAAUACGUGGGACGUCCAAUCCAGUGUUGGGUGCCAGCUCAGUUCACCAGAACAUGGGAGAAAUACGCUGAAACUUACUGCUUCAUCAAGGGAACGUACUUUUUGCCAGGUGCAUUUGCCAGCGAGGAAGAAGUCUCUGUCACGUCACCGGAUGAUACUGUCACUGCUACUCCGCACGUUGGAUACUACCAAUGGAUCCCCAUCAUUCUCUUCAUUCAAGCUCUUUGCUUCUAUCUUCCUUCUAUCAUCUGGAGAACUUUCAAUGAAAACGGAGAACUCAAAAUCAAGGAGCUCGCGGCUGUUUCCGAGGCUUCUCGCAAAAUCAAAUCCAACAUGAGCGACGACCAGGUCAAAGGAAGAAAGUUCGGAAGAUACUUCUUCAAAAAGCUUAUUUUCCGUAACGAAGCCACCGUCUUCAAGAAUUCCGGCGUUGCGGCAUCUGGAAAGUUCUUGCCGCUCCUCUUCCUGUUUACUAAGCUCAUGUAUCUUGCAAACAUCGUUCUUCAAUUCUGGAUUCUCACCUAUUGCCUUGAGACGAAGAGCUGGAUGUGGGGUUGGCAAACUUUCCAGGAUCUUGUGGCUGGACGUGAGUGGGAAACCACCGGAAUCUUCCCGCGUGUCACAAUGUGCGACUUCUCAAUCAUGGAUCUGACCACAGUUCACGACCACAGCAUUCAAUGCGUCAUUGUCAUCAAUAUGCUUGCCGAGAAAGUAUAUGUAUUCUUCUGGUUCUGGCUUCUUUUUGUUGGAGUUCUGACUGGACUCUCCUUCGCCUACUGGACUGUUAUGUACAUGUUGCAGAGCAUCGGACGUAACUUUAUCUACAGCUACCUUCAAAGUGCUCCAUCCUUCCAAAAAGAACAAGAGAACAUCAGCGUUGUCCCAGCCCAAUUCGUCGAUAACUUCCUCCACGCUGACGGUGUGUUCAUCUCUCGUCUUGUCCAACAAAACUCCGGAGAUCUGUUCACCAGCAUCAUGCUCGAAGAGAUGUUCAACCUCUACAGACAACGAGAAGCCGAGAAAGCUCACAAGAAGGAGGAUGACAGUGCUCUUCCAGUUGAUUCUGCUCCAACCCAGCUGAAGGAGGAAGACGAUGAUGAUAUCCCACUCCCACCACCAACCAAGGCAACUGUUGAGACUCUGUCCAGUGACGACGAAGACGAUGACGAUGUGGACAGCCCGGAUACCACUGCCACUCUUCCCCGUUAG